GACUCCGCGCCGGAGAACCGCUGAGCCCGCAGAGCUAACGGGUACUGCCAGCGACGACAGCCGAGCACCCGCCGCGGCCUCUCUCUCCCCCCCACCCCGUCUGACCCCCACCCAAAAAAACAAACAAAUAGCUUGUAAAGCAAAAAACCCGCAGCCAUGGCGGCUGAGGCGGACAAGGUGGAGCCGGCGGACAGCGAGCAGGACGAGGAGGAAGACGUGUACGAGGUGGAGCGGAUCAUCGACAUGCGAGUGGAAGAGGGCGAAGUGCUCUACAGGGUUCGGUGGAAGAACUACUGCUCUGACGAUGACACCUGGGAGCCCGAGGCCCACCUGGAGGACUGCUGCGAGGUCCUCUUGGCUUUCAAGAGGUCCAUGGCGGAGAUCAAGGCCAAGAAGGACGCAGAGGCCAGGAAGAGCUUGAAGACGCCGCCCACCAAGAGCGACGCGGGCGACGCCGACUCGGACAGCGAAGGAGACAAAGAGCGUCCGAUCGAGCCGCCGGUCAAGAAGAAGAAAAAGAAAAAGAGCCGGGAAAUAGAGGAGGAGCCGCCUGCAAAGGAGAAGAAGAAGAAGAAGAAAGACAAACGCAAGGAGGAGUUCAGGCCUCUACCGGCGCCAGACACGGACGAAGAAGAGGAGGAGGAGGAGGAUGGUGAGGAGGAGGAAAAAGCCGCCGUUCCGAACUCUCCCCCCAAGGAGAAAAAGGAUCCCAAAAAGCGUCUGGUUGACUCUGAGGACGAGGACCAUGAGCUGGUUCCCUCCAAAAAACACAAGAGGGAGAAGGGGAAGCAUAGGAAAGAGAAGGAAGAGGAGGGCAGGAAAAGGAAAGGGAAGAAGGAGAGGAAGGUGGAAACCUCGGAGGACGAGGGCGCCGCGGCUCUGGACGACGUCCUGAGCGACGCGCCGUCAGAGUCCCUGGCGGACGACGCGGCGCUUAAGUCGGCCGAAAAAUCCCGCUUGGAGGACUCGAGGUCCAAGCAGAAGAAGGGCAAGUGGGAGGUGAAGCUGCAGGGCAUCAAGGAGCUGAUCCAAGACAAGAAGGGCAAGAAGCCCGACGGCGUGCAGAAGGAGAGCAGCCUGCAGAAGCCGAAGAGCCUCGCCUCCAAGGUCAAGGAGGACGCCGCGCCGCACUCGGACUCCAGCGACGGCUCCGCCGUGCUGAAGAAGAAGAGCAAAGGUCAAGAGGGCAAGGGGCAGGAGGGCGCCGCCGCGCCACCACCGCUGCCCAAAGUCCCGUCCUCCUCCACCUCGUCCACGUCCUCCUCCUCCUCCGUCGCGCCGGGCGGCCUCAGGCUGAAGGAGGAGGAGGCGGCGGCGGCCAAGGAGGAGGCGCUGGGGCCGAAGGACGCGUCGGGCUCCACCAACCUGUUUGAGAUGUUCCUGCUGAACUGCGAGGCCAAGGACCGAGCUCCCCGCCGGGCGCAUCAGGCCCCCCCCGAGAAGAUCGCAGUCAAGCCCACCAAGGCUUUAGGAAAGAUUGAGAAGACCUCCAAGACGACCAAAGAGUCUCCGGCUCAGAGAGCAGAGCCGGAGAAGACUGAGAAGAACAAGCAGUCAGACGUCUCCAGGGCCGGCCAGAGUCACGGCUUCAGCCUGGACAGCGAGGAGAGGGAGGCGGAGGAGCCGGCGGCCAAGGACCCCCGGGAGCGGAGCUGGGAGAGGAAGACCCCGGCGGAGGAGAGGAGGAAGAGGAGGGAGGACAGCGAGCCCAGGCUCCACAUGGCGUGUGACGACAACCCGGACGGCCAGGAGCCACCAGGCGCCGACAAGUCCGACAAGGGCCAGGCCACCUUGAGCCUGGGAAUGGACCUCAACCUGGACUGGAUGACCCUGGACGACUUUCAGAAGCAUCUGAACGGGGAGGACGAGAUCCUGUCGGGUCCGCCGCUGUCGCCCAGCGAGUUGCGUGAUGCCGUGAAGAGCGGAGACUACAUGGCUGUGAAAUUGGCCCUUAAUUCCAAAGAGGACUACAAUCUGGACCAGGAGGCUUGUACUAUUGGUGAGACGAGGUCAAUUGAAGGACAGCGGAGCUUGAUUGAAGAGAGAAGUUCGAGUGGAGGUCUUAGGUUGAGAUCUAACCGUGACAGUGCGAGAAAUGAUGAGGGACAUCCAAGAGUAAAAGAAAAUGUCCUGCAAGAUUUGGAUGGUCCAAAAGAUGGCCAAAAAAUGACGACCUGCCCUGCCAGUAUGUACACUGAGCAAAGGACAGCGAGGGGACGUCAAAAGAUCCAAAAAGGUGGAAGGGAUCUAACUGAAUCCCCGAACAGGGCUUGUGAUUCAGCCACUGAGCAGGGAGCUCGACGAGAGCAGGAAGACGAGAUGUCAGACGACACAAGUCGUGGUUCAUCAAGCAAAAUUAGUUUGAACUUAAGUCGUUCGGUUUGCACCACGAAGGACGCAGGAAGGAUGGUGACCAGGGCCAAUGGCAGACCUCAGCAGAGGGGCGUGGCUAAAAAACAACGGUCCCACCAGGAGGCCAACGACUCGAGUGAGGAGGAGGAUGUGGCGGCCGGUCAGUCAGAUGAUCAGGUUCCGUCUGAGUCGGACUCCGAGGAGAUCCCCAAAACGCGGUUGCGCCGUCGCCGUAAAACCGCGGCGGAGGUUCAACCGACGCGAUCUAGUUCAAGGACCUGCAGGACACCUGGCAAAGAGGACACCGAGAAGAAAGAGUCCUGUAAGAAGCACUUCUGUUUGUAUUGUAAAAUGGCUUUUACUCAAAUUGCCAAGCACUUGGAGAGGAAACACGCCGAGGAAGCCGACGUUGCCCACGCGAUACACUUCCCCAAAGGUUCCAAAGUCCGACAGACUUUGCUUGACCAAAUUCGCCAUAACGGAGAUUACGAACAUAAUUGCCAAGUUCUCAAAAGCGGCGAGGGGGAAAUUGUGACCAAGAAACAGGAUAAGAAUUCCAGUGUAUCCGUUCGGGACUUCCUGCCUUGUCAGCACUGCUUCGCUUUUUACCGCAAAACUGAUCUAUGGAGACACGAGAGGUCGUGCAAAGCCAGGAAAUCUUCCGACAGAACAAAACGAGUCCACAGUGCCGCCUCCCGGCUGCUUCCGAUGUCGGAGUUCUUAACCGGGGGCUGCGAAGAAAUCAUCCACAUCAUGCAUCAAGACGACGUCUCGCGGCACAUCAGAAAUGACCCUCUCAUUUGUAAAUACGGCAAUGCGCUGUCUGCGAAGUACUACCACGACAAGUCUCAGUUUGCGUAUAUCGCACAAAAGAUGAGGGAACUGGGAAGAUUCGUGGUCGCUGUGAAUGAGCUUGACCCGUGCGUUAAGUACCUGCAUGAAAUAUGUCAACCCUCCAGAUUUGAAUUGGCCGUUGAAGGCGCCAAAAAAGCUAGCGGCUUCGACCCCAGUUCCAGUAAGUUUAAAACCGCCUCCCUCGUCUCAAAGAUUGGCUACUCUUUGAAGCGGGCAGCGGAAAUAGCUUUCGGGGAAAGUCGCAUGACCGAGGACGGGGAAACCGAGAGCGAAGUGAAGAAGUUCAUUCAACUUCUUGACACAAAAUGGAACCAGUGUUUUUCUCGCAAAGCUCUUACGUUAUCUCUAAAGCAAGGGGUCAAGAAAGUGGAAGUAGACAAAUCGACUGUGACAGAGGAUUUGAUAAAACUCUACAGGUUUAUUGCGGGGGAAGAAGAGGAGGCCACGAAGGAGUUGAAAGAAAGUCCCAAUUUGUCAACGUGGAAAAAGCUCAGCGAGGCCACUCUGGCAGACGUGUGUCUCUUUAACAGAGGACGGGUUGGGAACAUUGGCAGGAUGCUCUUGAACACUUACGUUAACAAGAAGAGUCGUGGAACGUUUGUGCCCUCUGCCGAUCAAGUGAGGAAAAGCACCAGGUUGGAGCUGGACCUUGGCGGCAGUUUCACCAGGUUGGAACUGGAGGGUCAGUAUGGGAGGAACAUGCUGGUCCUGCUAACGGAAAGGAUGGUUGGGUCGAUCGACUUGCUCAUUGAAAACCGAGAACAAGCGGGUGUGUCGAAAUCCAACCUCUACCUGUUCGCCCGGACCGAAGGUCCGUCCUUCAUCAGAGGGCUGGACUGCUUCCGACGCUGCGCAAUGGAAUGUGGAGUGAAGAACCCAGAAGCACUUCUGUCCUCGUCGUUGAGAGAGCAGAUCGCCAGCUGCUGGCAGCUAAUGAGCCUCAGCGAAGUGGAAGUGGAUCAAGUGGCCAAGGUGUUGGGAAGAAGCAGUCAGGAGUUUUUCAGGCUCUCAAAGAAUGCGUCGGAGCUGGAGGAAGUGAGCAAACAACUUCUCAAGUUGGACCGAACGCUGCCAUCAAGUCCGUCGAGCGCUGCAGUAGAUGGAACUGUUCAGAAGCCUGCUUUGAAGAGAAGACCCUGGAAUGAGAGGGAGCAGACUGCAGUGAAGCGUUACUUGAGUGAAUUUAUCACAGGGAUGAAGGUUCCAGGCAAAAAGGAGUGCAACGCUUGCAUAGCCGCUGAGCCAGAUCUUGGAGGAAGGUCGUGGACAGACGUCAAAAACUACGUACACAACACACUACAAACUAUGCGGAGGAGAAAUAACCAGCAUAAUUCUGAGGAGAAUGUUAACGAGAGUCCAAAGAGUCCGAUGGCAGGGGUCCAAACCAUGGAGAAAGAUUUCGAAGACUCAUCUGUUGUCUGUAGUUUGACGACUGUGAAUCCAGAUCACCUGAGAGAAAGCGGUUGCAUGACAAUGGCUCCAACCAACUACGUCCAAGAGAUGACUUCAACUUAUGCAACCUUGUGUUCCACUAGUGUGGACAUGAUCCACGGGAGUCCGCCUCUGAUUUCAACUUUUACGCCGUUAAAUGCUACCGACACUCAAGUGGUCCCAACGUUUACACCACACAACACUACGAGUGCACUGAUGCCUCCCCAGUACACAUCGGACAACAGCCUAAUGCUGCCGCUGUCUUCUUACUCGCACAACGCCGCCAGUAUGGCGCCGUCUUCUGGGUACGCCCCGCAGGACGCCAUGGGUGCGCCGUUGAUUCCUAAUUUUACCACCUUCACCGCCCCGAGCACCUCCAUGGUCCCCACCUUCACCACGUUGAAUGCGAGCUCUCCGAUGCCCGCCCACGCCUUCUCGCCGCUCAACGACCGGAGCAGGCACAUAGUUUCCCCGUUCACCGCCCUGAACCAUUCGAGUCCGGCGGUUUACCCGGCGGGCCCGCCCCCAACGACCGCACAGGUGGUCCCCACGACCCACGGGCCCGGCGCUGCCGAUGGGACGCCUGUCGCGCGGGAGAGCCCGGCCACUGCCGCGCGGAAGAAGGGCGGCCCGGCCGUCAAGCCUCAGAAGAGGAACAAGCGGCUGUGGAGCAAGGAGGAGCAGGCCGCCGUGAGGCGGCAGCUGGGAGACUUCUGCAAACUGGUCAAAGUGCCGGGCAAAAGGGACUGCGACGCCUGCCUGGCAGCCGAGCCGGUCCUGAACAGCCGGACGUGGAGGGAGGUCAAAUACUUUGUGCAUAACACGAUUCAGUCGAUGAAAAGGAGAGGGCACGCUGUGGCCUCCAAACAGAGUGAAGAACCAGAACCAGGGAUCCUCAGUAACCCCGUCACCGAGUGGGACGGUCCGGUUUAUCUGUCCCUGUAAAUAUCUGUAAUGGACGUCCAAAGAAAGGUGAUGGGUGAGAUGUUGGAGAGGAAUGCCAUGGCUUUGAUCUCACGCCAUACGGGGUUUACCAACUGCCCUCCCAGUCUUUUAUUCACACGGAAAAAGCUUCCUGAUGUACUGAGAGUGGGGUCCACCCCACCGGGGUGCUGCUGCUUGAAUAAACACUAAAGCGGGUGGGGGACCUUUGUACUGUCCCUUCGGCUCAGAAAAAAGGCUGAUAUUAAUGUUUUUUUACAUGUUUAGAUUGCAUAUUAGUGUAUGUCACGCACUCUGGUAUGUAACCUCUAGAAAGUGCUCUAAUUUAAUCAAUAUGAACCCCCCCCCAGCCCACCUCGGCAGUCAUUGCUGUGUGCAAUCAAACUCGCUUUUGCAAUAUCUGUGAAAUUAGUGAAAGCAAAUAAAUAGAAGAUUUUGGGGCACCUGGGACGUUUUCCCACAAUGCACUGAGCAAAGGUAGCCGCAGAGGAGGUGAGGGGGGGGUUUCCCACCUCUACUUCCACCUUUGUGCUUGUGCUGUUUUUAGGUCGUGUUUUAAUGAACUUUGAUGAUCAAAAGAAGUCGCCUGCGGUUCUUUGCGUCCGUUGAUCCCCGAGUGAUCCGCACUCUUUGCUUUAGCCAGUAGCCUUUAUUGUAGAAGGUCCCCGAGGGCCCGAUGGCAGUACCGGCACACCUUCCUAUCUGACCUUUGAUGACGAGGAGCUCACUUCAAUAUGGAAAACAUUUCUUCAGAGAAUCCUCUUAAUAAAUGUUCGUUACCUUUACUUAUGUAUAUAAUAUUAUUAUUAUUAUUAUUAUUAUUUUGUCUUGAGUGUUAACAAGCUGCCAAAAGGUUUGGUUGUAUUUUCCACUAUACAGUAACUGGGUAGAACGUUUUAGUACUUAAUCAUUUUUAAUAUACUCCAAACACAUUCAGCCCAUUUGUAUGUUUUCAACUUCUACUAUCUGGAUGGUUUUGACAUUAAUAUCCAUUUUUUGCCAGGAUACAAUUGCCUUAUCAUGUUUAUUUGCUUGAUAAUUUAUUGUUCCCUUAUCUUGUUAAUCACAUUUAACAAAAUAAUAACUGUAGUUUUUGUUUCAACGAAGAAAAGUUUUGUUACAAAAGUUAACCAGUGAUCUGAUUCAAAAAUGAAAAAUAAUUUUUACAUUUUUAAAAUCUACAUUGCUUUGGGCUGAAUCGUUUUUCAAAAUUUCCAAUCGUAGGAUUUUUACCAAUAAAUGCUCGUAUUUCCUUCCACCUAAUCGCAGCAUUAUGGAUUAUCAAGGCUCUCGUGCAGUGGAAAUCAUAACCGAUUCUCGUUAACUUGCUGACGCUUGGGAAAAAUGUCAAGCGGGACGAGCUCACGUAAUUAGGAGAGAAUCCGGUCAAUUUUCAAAAAAAAACUUUAUUUCAGAGAAGAAAAAAAAAUCAAAUGAGGCCCGGUACCAAAUGCCCCACGUAGCGGUCCGCGGCCCGGUGGUUGGGAACCUCUGCACUAGGUGACGACCUGCACUCCGGCAGAACCAACCGCUUGUUCUGCAUUCGCUUCAAUAACCGUCUGCGUCCCCCAUCUGGGCCUAUUUGUACGCCGAUGGUGGGAACUACCCCCCCUCCAAAAUCUCACUGCAGUUUGGUUAUUAAAACAAGAGAGAUUUGCACAUUUAAUUGCCGUUGGACUUUUGUGUUUGUUUUUCUGUCACACGCAAACGGCGUUGACGGUUUUUCUUUUAACUGGAUGUGGAAAGCUUGAGCAAACUGCUGAGACGUCACAUUUAAGUGGAAGUCUGUGUUUUUAAUGUCCCGAUAGCACUUGUGACGUUGGCGAGGUGUCAGUUGUCCUCCGCUCAGUAACCAGGGUUCACCUCUCGUACAGAAGCCCUUCCAGAUGUUUGGGUUUCCUUGUGAAUGGAGUCCGUCUGUUUUCCAGUGUUCAGAUGUGUUAUUAAUUCACCGGAAGGUUGAUUCUUGUUCAAACACUAACCCCCCCCCCCCAACCCGUAGAGUAGAUGAGUGUCUCUCAUUGCUGUAGUGUAUAAGCACACAGUGCGUGUUCACCCUGUUUGUAAUUAUGUCAACUUCUCAUUGAAUAUUGUACGGCUCUUAUAACUUCGGCUUGUACAAUAAAAUGCUUCUUGGCUAAAAGAU
Messenger RNA from Gasterosteus aculeatus aculeatus (three-spined stickleback), 7726 nucleotides. It is a transcript of the gene mphosph8, whose product is annotated as M-phase phosphoprotein 8. Lineage: Eukaryota; Metazoa; Chordata; Actinopteri; Perciformes; Gasterosteidae. The record is from RefSeq and is a predicted model, not a curated record. Gene Ontology annotation, molecular function: protein binding.